Messenger RNA from Lucilia sericata (common green bottle fly), 4532 nucleotides. RefSeq names its product prolyl endopeptidase FAP. The transcript has 12 exons. NCBI's taxonomy places the organism in Eukaryota, Metazoa, Arthropoda, Insecta, Diptera, Calliphoridae. The record is from RefSeq and is a predicted model, not a curated record. Gene Ontology annotation, biological process: proteolysis. Bases 761 to 3346 code for a protein of 861 amino acids. Gene Ontology annotation, molecular function: serine-type peptidase activity; dipeptidyl-peptidase activity.
AAACAGAAGGUGUAAUAUAAAAAGGAAGAAGUAAAUAAGCAAUCAAAGAAGAAGGAAAAGGAAGAAAAACCUAAGUGGUGGUAUUGUUGAUGAUAUUGAAAAAUGUAUGACGUAUUACAUUCAAGGUGGCAGUGCUGUUGCUGAUUUAGAAAAUCAUUCAGACAGUGAAAGGAAAUUUCAAUGGAGAUAAAUGAUAAAUUGCCGCCAUCAAGCCAUCAUUUCAAAUAUGCGUCAUUACAAAGGCCUUCGCGACAAGGCAGCUAAACUUUACUACAGAUGAAAUGAGUAAUAUAGUACAUAACCAAACACACAAACCUACCAACCUACAACAAACAAACAAUCAACCACUAACAAAUCAAUCUAAACUCUUUGCAAUAAACUGUUCUAAGUGCUAAAAAACGACGACAACAACAACAAAUAUCAUCUCUUCCACAUCUGAAACACUCCAACUGAAAGAAAAGGUGAAUUUUAUGGCUUGGCCAACAAUUCACCAGUGUCAACAAAUCAAAUUUAUAGAGUGCCAUCUAUAUGCAUAUGCAUGUGUUUAAAUCCAGUCUCCCCCCGAUGUCUGCAGGACUAUCUUCCUUAUAACUAUAAGUCUGCCCUUGUGUGUGAGUGAGUGAGUGAUUGCUUGUGUGCGUGCAAAAGAGUGUAUGCCUGCGUGCGUACAUAUACGAGAGAAACGUUAUUUAUAUAGAAAUUUAACACUGUGAGAGUUGAAGAUUCCAGCCAUUUAUCGUAGAAGUGAUUAUAAAUUUCAAUGCACGCAAACGUGACAUCUGAUAAAGGAGGAGGUGGUGGAUCAUGGCGUCUGCCUCCAGACGAAACAUUACAAGUACAAGAUUCAAAAAUCAAAGAUCCAGACUUAGACCUCGAUGAGGGUCAUAAUUGGCGAUCCAUAGUAUUUUCGCUAUUAGUGAUAAGUUUUGUUAUAGCUGGUAUUAUAACGGCCAUUUAUUUAUUAGGUUACGUAGAUGAAUUACUUUAUUGGUCGGGACGACGCAUGAUACUGGAUGAGUAUUUGCAGGGAGAUCUAACGCCUUCCCGGUUGCAGCCCUCUUGGGUUACGACCAAAAAGUAUGUUUUUCAAUCGGACGAUGGUGCUCUCUCCGUUUUAGAUACUGCCACUAAUACGGUUAGUACUUUGGCCACUAAUCACACUCUAAGACAACUUAAUGUACAGGGCUAUCAAUGCUCCUAUGAUCUGCGAUAUGUUCUAUUCAGACAUAAUGUUAAGAAGAUUUUUAAAAAGUCAUUUACUGCAUUUUAUACCAUAUACGAUGUCGAAAACGAUCAUCAUAUGCCUGUGAAAUUAAAAGACUCGCCCAAGGUACAGAGAACCCGGCUGCAAUAUGCCUCCUGGUUGGGCAACACCACCUCACUGGUAAUCGUAGCCGAUAAUGAUAUUUACCUGAGACAAUCACCAGCCGAUGAAGAAGAUUUGCGUAUAACAAAUUCUGGCUAUCAAAAUUUGAUUUAUAAUGGUGUACCCGACUGGCUGUACCAAGAGGAAAUAUUUGACGAACCAGAAGCCAUUUGGUCGUCUACAGAUGGUACACACUUCAUGUAUGCCUCCUUCAAUGAUAGCAAUGUCGGCAUGAUGACGUAUCCUUGGUUGGCAUCUGGUGCUGUUUUGACCGGCUCUGGCAUGUCAGCUGGCAGUUCAUUUCCUGAAACUAAAAAUGUACGUUACCCAACACCGGGUACAACAAAUCCAGAAGUGCAAUUAUGGAUAGUUGAUAUAACAAAUGCCUCAAAAAUUUAUCAUAUCCUCCUAAAACCACCACCUUCCCUAGAUGGCCAGGAUUAUUAUCUGACGUCAGCCGGAUGGGUAACAGAUGGUAAUCGUCAAGUAUCGGUCGUUUAUAUGAUGAGAUCUCAAAAUUAUAGCAUAAUCGCAACAUGUUUUGCCGAUAUGAAUUGGGAAUGUUCGGAGAUCCAUUCUGAAAGGGCACCCGAAGACGAAUGGCUUGAUAUACUGCCACAUCCGGUAUUUUCUCCAGAUGGAAAUAGUUUUUUAAUAUUAGCUAGUGUACAAGAAUCCGGCACGGAACAUUUUACCCAUAUAAAACAUGUAACCAUAUCACAACAAAGAAUAUCUGUUAUUUCUCAUGGCAGAUAUGAGGUAUUGAAAAUUCUUUGCUGGGAUACUGCAAAUCAUUUAGUUUAUUAUUUGGGUACUAAAGAUAAGAAACCUGGGCAGAGGCAUCUUUAUACUGUAAGAGAUCCAGUUAAUGAUGAUAAUAGAAAUUUCUUUAUUUUUAGAACUGAACCAACUUGCAUAACAUGCGAUUUGGGCGAAGCUCUUUGGAGCAGCCGUUAUUAUUAUCUUAAUUGUUCUCAUUUUGAUGCCUUCAUAAUGCCAACGUCUUCCAUUGCCACCCCACAUGGAAUAUCCUUUUAUAUACUGGAGUGCCAGGGUCCCGGAUUGCCCGUAUCGGGUGUUCAUUUACAUAAAACUCACAGUCUAGAGAGAAUACUUUAUGAUAAACGUCCAUUUUAUAUCGAACGAUUACAAAAGUUGGCACUGCCCACGCAAAGAUCGUUCGAAAUACCGUUGCCUCAUGGCAGUCGAGCUCAAGUGCAAUUAUUGCUGCCGCCCAGUUGGCGAGAAGAAUUGAGAGAUGCAGCAUUUCCCGUUAUAGUAGAAGUCAAUGGCCGUCCUGGAUCUGAAUCGGUGUCAGAGAAAUUUCGUAUAGACUGGGGCACUUAUAUGUCAUCACGUAAUGAUGUCAUUUACAUACGCCUAGAUGUAAGAGGAGCCAAGGGCCAGAGUAAAAGAUCUCUAUAUAGACACCUGGGUGGUGUAGAAGUUCAGGAUCAAAUUUCUGUGUUACGUUAUCUGCUGGAUACCAUAAGUUUUUUAGAUGAAACUCGUGUGGGUAUUUGGGGCUGGGGUUAUGGUGGCUAUGUCACCUCGAUGGUCCUGGGCACCCAACAAGAUGUUUUCAAAUGUGGUAUAGCUGUUUCACCUAUAGCCGAUUGGCUUUAUUACAAUUCAGCAUUUACAGAGCGUAUUAUGGGUCUUCCAGCUGAAAAUUACAAGGGUUAUGUUGAAGCAGAUGCAACUCAAAGAGCACGUCUGAUCAAAUCACAUGCAUUUUUUCUAAUACACGGCUUAGCCGAUUCUACAGCACCUUAUAUACAUGGUGUUCAAUUAGCAAAAUCUUUAACGGACGCCAAUGUCCUGUACAGAUAUCAGACUUAUGCCGAUGAAGGCCAUGAACUUAAUGGUGUUUUAGAACAUGUCUAUUCUUCCAUGGAACAUUAUUUUUCGGAAUGCUUAAGUUUAGAUCCAGAUGAUACAAAGCCAAAUUUGGAUCAAACUAUAGUACCAGCCGAAUAAAGUAUUCUACAGACAAAAAUAAAACUAAAUAUAAAUAUUUAAAUCAAACUUUAAGCCUUGUUAAUAAAUUUAUUUAUUUAUUUAUUUAUUUUAUUUCUGUUGUUUAAUAACUAUUUAAGUUUUACAUUUUAAUGGAAAAAGAAUGAAAAUUAAUUAAGUAACAUACUCACAACUGCAACUAAAUUAAUUAACAAAAAACCAAAAAAACUAGGUAAAAUUAACAAAAUAAAUCUAGACUAUUGCUCAAAUUAAAUUAAUUAAUUAAUAAAACUUGUACUUUUAAAUACUACUUCAGACAUAAAUGAAACAAUAACUAAAAAAAAGCAAACACUCAUUAAAUUUGUAUUAUAACAUAGAAAUGAUCAUAAUCAAAUGAUAAGUAAAGUUAUUGAAAACAUAUUCAUUCACUCAUUAUCAUAUUAAAUACAAAAACUCACUCAUCAUAAUCAGGAGAACAUUCAACCAAUCAAUCAGUCAAUCAAAAUGAUGCAAUAUUAAUUUUUAAAAAUUACUUGUUAAAACAAAAAGCUAAUAUUAAUUAUAAACUCUACAUAUGUAUUUGAAUUUAGUUGAAAUUAAAAUUUAAAGAACAUACACUCAAUUAUUUAAAAUUUUAUUAAAAAUUUAAGAAAAUAACAAAUUCAUCUAGAAAUUUACAAUAGAGCCAAUAUUCCUUAUAACAUCUUACAAGGAUUGGUCUAUAAUAGAACUUUAUAGAUUAACAAUUCAAAAAUCUCUUAUGAACUGUAAUUGUUCAAAUUUUGAUCGUUUCAUAGAUAGUCCAAGACUGUAUUGAAAAUCAAUAUCCGGCAAGUUCGACUUCAAUAUCAUAUUUGUUUAAGACAUACACAGGCCGAAUUAAAACCGAAUUUCAUUUCAUUACAUUUCCAAGUAUAAUGUCUUAAAGUUACAAAAAUUACGAUUUUGAUCCUAAUUGAGAAGUUAUACACAGAGAGAAAAGGUAAAUAUACACUCCUGGCACCAAACUGUUUAUAGUUUUUCAAUAACAUCCGUGGUCAAAGUAUAUACAUACGUACGACAACACUAUGUAAUAUAAUAAUGCCAGGGUCCCGAAUUAACCGUAUCGGGUGUUCAUUUACAUAAAACUCACAGUCUAGGGAGAAUACUUUAUGAUAAACGUCCAUUUUAUAUCGAACGAUUGCAAAAGUUGGCCUUGCAACGCAAC